AUGGAAUCGCCGGCCGAUUAUGAUGAAUGUCCACUGGAUAGUGACGAUAUAUAUCCCUGCAAGGGCUGUGGUGAUAUCCUUGAAGAAGGAAAGGCUUUUGAGCUCGCUGGGAAUCGAUGGCAUCUCAACUGCUUUCGUUGCAAUACCUGUGGGACUCUUCUCGACUCGGAUGCAAACCUUUUACUCCUUGGUGAUGGCUCGUUAAUCUGCAAUAACUGUACCUACAGCUGUAGCGCUUGCAACAACAAAAUCGAAGAUUUAGCAAUACUCACCGGUGAUCAAGCGUUUUGUGCCUCGUGCUUUCGAUGUCGAAAUUGCAAACGCAAGAUUGAGAAUCUUCGAUAUGCCCGCACUUCGCAGGGUAUAUUUUGUAUGAGUUGUCAUGAGUCACUCAUGGCAAGGAGGAGGAAAAAGUCUAGGAUUACAGCAAGCAACAAACAGAAAAAAGAAGAUCAGUCAUCAGUACAAGUCGACAAGCUGUUACCUGCUUUACCUCCAAAUGCUUCGCUCCAGGGAGUUCUCUCGGUAGACCGCCAAACCCCCGAUCCUUUGGAUCCUGACGCUCGUACUGAACUUUCUCCAAGGCCUCGCCAAGCGUACUCACAGAAUAAUUCUUCUUCCCGGAGCAGUUCAAGGCGGCCUCAUGAACGAGUACCAGAGUCGAUGCCUGUAGAAGAGCAUCAACUGGAUAGUUUAAAGCUUCCUUCCAAGACAUAUCAGAAAAACCGUCACUCUGCAAUCUCUCAGGCAUCUGAUCUAAAUGAAAAUGAUGAUAAUAGAGAGAGUUUUCUCAUUCCACUCACUCUGGAUACCGUAUCGACGCCAGAGACCUGGCAAGAUCCAUCAAAAAAGUCUAAAGAGAAUAAUAAGUUACUCGAAAAGGAUUAUUUCGCCCAAUCAAGGGGAAAAUCUAGUCAUCAGAGCUCUACUGCGUCGACUCCCCACAUCGCUCUCCAGGACCGUGGCCGCGAGUCGUCGAAUGAGACAUAUCAGAUAAUCGACAGCCUAUGGAAAGCACAGUCGAGUGGAAAACAAACAAUGGGAAAAAAACAAACCGCUCAUGUCGGUGGUGAUGAUGCUCGAGCACAGCCAGCUAAAACAGUGAGUACAGUAACCCCGAGCAAGAAUACACAGAACAACAAAGAAUUCACAUUAAGCAAGCCCCCUCAAGGAAAAAAGCUCGGAACAAGGUGCGAGUCGCCUUCAUUAAAUCGCGACACAAAUAGCCUGGGAUCAGUAGUUGGUGAAGGAAUCUCAGAAACGAAUUUACGGAGAGAAAAUACAAUGAGACCCGAAUCUGUCAGAUCAGCCCCAUGCGAGGAGAAAACACUUCCUUCGAGGUCCUCUCUAGAACUAAGGGCAAGAGACGAUUAUGAAGUUCGCCCCUCCUUUGAAUCACCUCAUUCUACUUCUACUAUCUCUAAACCCACAUCAGGUGGCAUUACCAGAUCCAAGUCAAGGAGAGAAAUGACAAGUAGCACUUCUAGUAGAAACACUACUGGACCUGGAAACUGUUCACCAGGCAAUAAUUCUUCUCCUUCUUCUUCAUCGUUAGAUAGUCCGACACUAACUUCGACCGGGCACUUGAAUACAGUAUCUAUAUCGUCAGAUCCUACAUCUCUAAUUUCAAAUGAUUUAGCGCCCCCUACAAAUGUACCAAUACGACCAGCACCUCUACAUCAGCCACUGAGUAAUACCUACCUGUCACCUAGAGCUCCGCCAAUACCAUCACAAGCUGCUGUUCUGGCUGCUAAAGAGAUAACAAACACACUAAAUAUCGCGCCAAGUGCGCAGGGCUUACCUCGGUGGAGCCAAUCUGGCGGAGAUUUCACAAUGGAUGAAGAUUUUGCUCGUAUUCUAGGCGAUUCAGACGAUCAAUCUCAGUCUCUACUACGUCGAGUAUCAAAUAUAGUUCGUCAUGGCAAAAAUACAAGCGAGGCCAGCCUUGCUGGAACACCUGGACAUGGGCGUAGUGCGAGUGAAGCUACGACUCGAACAAAUAAUUCUCCUCAUUGGCUAAAAUUAUCAAUAUCCGAAGAUUCUAUCCCUAACGAUUCCAGUAGCUUGUCGCCCGAUCAGCCUGCACUACUACGUAAGCAACUUCGUCACUCGGAGCAACGUGUUGCAGAGCUAGAGCACAAGUUCUCAAAUGAAAAGGAACUAAAAUCUUUGAUCAAGAAGGUUCAAGAAAAACGUAAGACUGUUUCCGUCUUAGAUUCUCAGACUGAAAUUAUGAUACGCCAAUUAGAGGUCUUGACUAAAUACUUGGAAAAGGCUCGUGAUACAGACUUACCUCUUGAAGUUAAGGAUCUAGAAGAAUCUGCCAUCAAAGACUUCAUCAUUAAGAUGGAAACUAUUAAGCAGUCGGUCACUGACAGUAUCGAACAACUAUACGAGGAGCGCAAUAGUUUACUGGAAGAGAGAAAUAAUAUUGCGGCUGAUCGAGAUCGAGCUUUGAUGGAGUUCGAACAGCUUUCAUCGAAGAAUGCACAGCUGGCAGACAUGAAUAACGAUCUAACGUAUCAAAUUCAAGAAAGAUUCAAGACUCAAACUAGCUUUGACAGUCCUAGAAUGCCUAGUAAUGGGCUGGGCAUUCACACCCUUCCAAGUAAAGAUAAACUUACUUUAUCGAUGCAUUCGGACGAUACUACGUUGCGCCCCGUCACCAGCAAUACAAUUUUAGGCUCAGGAAGCUCGUAUCCACAGGUCAUGGAGCAAGACUCUAGUAUAGAUCCAUCGGCUGUGUUAUCUGCACCUCACCUCGUUAACAUUCGCAAAGGCCAGGCCACCAAAAAAACAUUCAAUUGGAAGAGAGGACGCCAAACCGUUGCCAAAGGGGUAACCAAGGGUAUUAAGGGCGCCUUUUCUUCAAAUCAGCAGCCAAAUCAGCAGCUAAUACAAGAGCAAGCCAGGUGGCAAUCCCAGACAGGCGACGAUAUUGGACUACCAUACAACUUAACAUUAAUGGCUGUAGACUCUUCAACGUCUACUCAGUCUAUGGGUACAUUACGAAGUGUUCCAAACGAUCAAAGAAAUCAAUCUGGAUUCGGUCUUUUUAAGAAAUCGGCUACCAUGUCCAAAAUUUCCUCAAACGGGAACCACGCAAUGUGCGAGAAACCGUCGAUCCUCUUUGGCUCCGAACUAGCCGAACGAGCUGAUUAUGAACGACGCCAAAUUCCGAGUGUGGUUACCCGAUGUAUCGAAGAAGUCGAACUACGCGGAAUGGAUAUUGAGGGUAUCUACAGAAAAACUGGUGGUAAUAGUCAAAUCAAGGUCAUUCAAGAUGGAUUUGAAAGAAUGGAGGACUUCGACAUUUCUGAUCCAAGCUUGGAUAUCACCGCAGUCACGAGCGUAUUGAAGCAGUACCUUCGCAAAUUACCAACACCCUUGCUAACAUAUGAGGUUUAUGACCGUAUUCUAGAUUCAAACUCUAUCGAGGAUCACCACGAGCGUUGUCUACAUUUAAGGGACACAUUUAGUAUGCUUCCACCCAAGCACAGGGACUGUCUUGAGUUCUUAAUAUUUCAUCUUUCCCGGGUAGCUGUGAGAGACAAAGAAAACUUGAUGAGCUCUAAAAACCUUGCCGUCGUAUUUGCGCCCACUAUCAUGCGGGAUAACAGCAUAGAGCGUGAAAUGAUUGAUAUGCAUGCAAAGAACACUGUUGUCCAAUUCAUCAUCGAGAAUAGCUAUGAUAUAUUCAGUGCACAAUGA
This is a messenger RNA of Blumeria graminis f. sp. triticale, 3711 nucleotides long. NCBI's taxonomy places the organism in Eukaryota, Fungi, Ascomycota, Leotiomycetes, Helotiales, Erysiphaceae. The record is from the annotation of a GenBank genome assembly.